GAGAAGUCGUGGCUCGAGAAGCCGCGAGGCAUUCAUGAGCUCGACGCUUUGAUGCCGACCGGGUGGGUACCGGUCCGGAGAUUCCCCGUAGUUCAGCGCGGGAAGCUGCGGCCCAUCGACGACCUGACCGAAUCCGGUACUAACGGUGCCUGUGGCACGCUUGACAAACUCGACCUUCGAGCUCUUGAUGAGACGGUGUUCACUGCGAUGCUCAUUCUGAAAUGCCUGAAGGUCGGAUCCUUUGCGUUGAAGCUUGGUGAUGGCCGUGUGCUGCGAGGUCGUGUCCACCCCUAUUGGCUUCAGCGCCCAGAGGAGUUGACGGCUCUGCGGAACAGCGUGGAGAAGUCUGUCAAGGCCGUGUUGGAUAUGCUAGGUUUCGCCUGGGCAAAAGACAAGGACGAGGCUUUUCUUGACCAAGCUGACCUUCUUGGGCUCAGGAUGGCUAUUUCAUCUGGGCUUGAGGCGGCUGUCACUCUUUCGAACAAGCCGGCAAGGGUUGAUGAGUUGUCUCGGGCACUGAGCAAGGUGCUGGAGGACGGUGUCAUCAGGCCACGGGACGCAGCGACUGUGUUUGGCAGGCUUCAGUUUGCAGAGUCGCAGCUUCUGGGACGUGCGGGGCGGUUAGCUCUUGCAGACAUCCGCUGGAUAGAACGAUCUUCGAGCGAUGUGCACUUGAACGACUUCGAUCGGAAUGUGUUCAGCAUGUUGGGGGCCCGGAGGGCCGACAGACACUUGGCAUAG
Messenger RNA from Symbiodinium necroappetens, 741 nucleotides. Lineage: Eukaryota; Dinophyceae; Suessiales; Symbiodiniaceae. The record is from the annotation of a GenBank genome assembly.